Molecule: messenger RNA, 635 nt
Organism: Gigantopelta aegis
Lineage: Eukaryota; Metazoa; Mollusca; Gastropoda; Neomphalida; Peltospiridae
Product: 60S ribosomal protein L18-like
Exons: 7
Coding region: 17-583 (188 amino acids)
Biological process (GO): translation
Cellular component (GO): ribosome; cytosolic large ribosomal subunit
Molecular function (GO): RNA binding; structural constituent of ribosome
Source: RefSeq, a predicted model, not a curated record
UUCCGGUUCCUCCAUAAUGGGUAUAGAUAUAUGCCACAAGUAUGACCGUAAGGUCCGACGGACAGAACCUAAAAGUCAAGACAUUUAUUUGAGACUUUUGGUCAAACUUUACAGAUUCUUGGCCCGCCGAACGAAUGCCAAGUUUAACAAGAUCAUCCUGAGAAGGCUUUUUAUGAGCAAAACUAACAGGCCACCAUUGUCCCUGUCUAAGCUGACUCGUUUUAUGAAGAAGCCAGAUCGUAAUGGAAAGACCGCUGUAGUAGUUGGCACUAUUACCGAUGACGUGCGCCUCAUGCAGAUACCCAAGAUGAAGAUUUGUGCUUUGAAAGUGACUGAGCGUGCCCGCGGCAGGAUCCUGAAGGCUGGAGGCAAGAUUAUAACAUUUGAUCAGCUUGCAGUGAAGGCGCCAAAAGGACAGAACACUGUUCUCAUUCAGGGACCGCGGAAGUCCCGUGAUGCCUACAGACAUUUUGGCCGUGCUCCUGGCGUGCCACACAGCAGCACUGCCCCAUACGUGCGUUCGAAGGGCAGGAAGUUUGAGAGAGCCCGUGGACGUAGACACAGCCGUGGUUACAAGAACUAAAAUCUGUUAUGUUGAAAAAGACACUGCAGAAAUAAAUGAAGAAUGAACGCAG